AUGGAACCGGAAAAGAGGAAAUCCUCCUCAAAGACGUCGUCGAGCAAAGACAAGCGACCAAAGGACAAGGACAAGGACGAGUCCAAGACGCACAAGCUGUCGCUCAAGGGGAGCUCAAGGCUGGUGGCCGAAUUUUUUCAAUACUCGAUACACACAAUCCUAUUCCAGCGCGGCGUCUACCCAGCCGAGGACUUCACAGCCGUCAAGAAAUAUGGCCUCAACAUGCUCGUCUCCGCCGACGACCAGGUCAAAGCCUACAUCAAGAAAAUCAUGAGCCAGCUCGACAAGUGGAUGGUCGGCGGCAAAAUCUCCAAGCUCGUCAUCGUCAUCACCGACAAGGACACGGGCGAGCACGUCGAGCGCUGGCAAUUCGAUCAACAAGAAAACUCGUCAUCAGCAUCGGCCACAACCGCCCUCUUCGCCGAAAAGGACAAGCCCGAAGCCGAGAUCCAGGCCGAAAUCGCCGCCAUCUUCCGCCAAAUCACCGCCUCCGUCACAUUCCUCCCCCAGCUCACUGGCGACUGCACCUUUAACGUGCUCGUCUACGCAGACGCCGACAGCGACGUCCCCGUCGAGUGGGGGGACUCGGACGCAAAGGAGAUCCAGAACGGGGAAAGGGUCCAGCUCAGGGGGUUUAGCACCGCGAAUCACCGCGUCGACACCAUUGUCAGCUACAGGUUGGGCGAUUAG
Molecule: messenger RNA, 690 nt
Organism: Trichoderma citrinoviride
Lineage: Eukaryota; Fungi; Ascomycota; Sordariomycetes; Hypocreales; Hypocreaceae
Product: DNA-binding protein
Exons: 6
Coding region: 1-690 (229 amino acids)
Biological process (GO): mitotic spindle assembly checkpoint signaling
Cellular component (GO): nucleoplasm; kinetochore; cytoplasm
Source: RefSeq, a predicted model, not a curated record